AUGAAUUUAAAUCCUUUAAUAUUAACAAAUAUACAAUCUUCUUAUUAUUUUAAAGUAAAUUUAUAUGAAUUAAAAACAUAUCGAGAAGUUAUAGAUGAAAUUUUUUAUAAAGUAAAUCAUCUUGAACCAUGGGAAAAAGGAAGUAGGAAAACUGCAGGGCAAACAGGCAUGUGUGGAGGAGUAAGAGGAGUUGGAGCUGGGGGUAUUGUUUCAACAGCUUAUUGUCUACUUUACAAAUUGUUUACUCUACACUUAACAAGAAAACAACUUAACGGAUUAAUUAACCAUAGAGAUUCGCCUUAUAUUCGAGCUUUGGGCUUUAUGUACAUAAGAUAUACUCAACCUCCUGCUGAUUUGUAUGAUUGGUUUGAAAAUUAUCUCGAGGAUGCAGAGGAAAUGGAUGUAAAAGCUGGCGGCGGUCAAAUAAUGACCAUCGGUGAUAUGCUUCGCCAUUUUCUAACCAAAUUAGAAUGGUUUUCAACAUUAUUUCCUAGAAUCCCCGUGCCCAUACAACAAAAAAUAGAAAGAAAAAUAAAUGAAAGAUUUCCACCGCACGCUCAAAAUCGUCAAAAAAAUCAAGGAUUUGAUUCAAAUCACGAAGCCAGGCACAUUCCCGAUGACGAAGUUUCCUUUGGCGAAGCUGAAAAAUAUUCAAGAAGUGGCUUAAUGGGACGAAGCAACGAUCGACGUGGUGAUCGUUACAAUCGUGGUGGUGGUGGUGGCGGCGGAGGUCAAAGUUACCGGGAUCGUAGUCCGGGAAGAAACGAUCGGUAUAGGGAAAGAGAAAGGAGUAGUAGAUAUGAUGAUAGAAGAGAUCGUGAUAGGGGAAGAGACAGAGAUAGAGAUCGUGAUAAAAAGUAUAGUAGACACGGUAGAGAUAGAGAUAGUAGGAGAGAUUAUGCUGAUGAAUUAGCUAGAGAAAAAGAAAGGCAAAGAAAUGAAAAAGAUAGAAAUUACACGAGCUCAAGGUAA
Pediculus humanus corporis (human body louse) is the source of this 972-nucleotide messenger RNA. RefSeq lists its product as uncharacterized. The record is from RefSeq and is a predicted model, not a curated record. Gene Ontology annotation, cellular component: precatalytic spliceosome. Lineage: Eukaryota; Metazoa; Arthropoda; Insecta; Psocodea; Pediculidae. Bases 1 to 972 code for a protein of 323 amino acids. The transcript has 8 exons.